UCCUGGGAUUCGGUCUGAAUGAGCACAGACACAGCACAACAUUUUACAGGCAGCAAUCAGAGACUUAGAAUGCAGCUCGUUAAGGCAGCAGCGACAUCCCUCCUCCUGUGCCUGAUCCCCGUGCCGGCAGUGCUGGCAGACAACUGUGCUCCCUACAUCGGUUCGGAUUUCCGUUACCACCCACAACAAAAUUGCCUGUUUGGCUUUUGUGCUGGAAACUGCUUAGAAAGGCACUGCGGUAUCUUGCCUGGAACCCAGCUGAACCAAUCCCAGCUUCUGUGCAUUGUAAACAAUUUUUGGGUGAUCAUUGGAUUCAGCAUCUUUAUCGGCCUCACACUGGUAGCCUCAAUUAUCUCUUGCAUUUGCAAAUGCUAUUUGUUGGGGGCCCAACGACAGCGCUCCAGUCAUACCAAUGUGACAAUGACUAAUAUCAUGCCUCUGCAGCCAGUGAUUGCAGCGAUGCCCUCAGCAGGAUACCAGCCAGUCGCAACACAUCCGAGUUACCCAGGCCAAUACUUGCCACCCCCAGCCUACCCAGGGGGUGAAAAACAGACUUUGAUGGCAUAACCUUGAAGCACCUGAUUGGCAGCUGUUAAAUAUGUUAUCAGUGAACUUUCUAAAGAAUGGAGAGAAGGCAACGUGCUCUCUGAGUGCCAUAUGAGUUAAUAUUCUGUUAUAUGUUUUGCUUUAGUGACUAGCGCUUUGCAGUUUGGAAUCACUGGAAGAUGAAAAAUUUCCCAUACACAGACACAGUAAAUACAUGGACCAACCAGCUACAAGGGGUCAUACACUGUAUAGUCCCCAUUCAUUUUGUUCCUAACAUGUAUGAAAAGCAGGAAAUGACCAGACCAACCAUUUUCAAACCUGCCCAAUUCCUGAAGUGACCAAUACCCAUAAACAAUCUUAUUUAUGCCUAUAUUGCCACCAUAAGUCUUGCUGCUACCUUUCACGGGUACAAAGGAUGUUGUGUAUGGGACAUUAGGCACAAGGUUGGGCUUUAGGUUGAUUGGAACAAUUGCUCCAUGAACAUCUGUCCUUCUGGCCUCAUGCUAAAGAUGCACAGCCAACUUCCAGACAUUGUUAAACUACAACUCCCACAGCUGAAGGCUGCUCAAGACCAAAAACAGAAAGAACAGGUGCCAGGACCCACAGUCAAGAUAAUAAAAAAAAUGCAAAAAUAUUUAUUAGGACAUAGUAGAAAAUGGCCUAACACGUUUUGUGCCUGUUAGGGCACAUGCUCAUAGGCUCACGAAACACAUUAGGCCGUUUUCUACUAUGUCCUAAUAAAUAUUUUUGCAUUUUUUCAAUAAUCUUGACUGUUUUUGGAGGGACUCACAACUACUGUUGCAAUUUGGUGGCUGCUCAAGAGCAACAACAUCUGCACCAGUUCCUUAAUUGAUUUGGUGGCUAAAUCCAAAGCCAGCGUUAUUUGGUACACAUUUUAGAAUUGUAUUAAAGCCGUGAUUUAAGGAAUACAUUUGGAGAAAAAUAGUGAAUUGACAGAAUUUGUGUAAAGAAAAUCUUACCCUUAAAGGGCCACUUCACCUUCACAA
Molecule: messenger RNA, 1553 nt
Organism: Xenopus laevis (African clawed frog)
Lineage: Eukaryota; Metazoa; Chordata; Amphibia; Anura; Pipidae
Product: protein shisa-4
Exons: 5
Coding region: 19-567 (182 amino acids)
Source: RefSeq, a predicted model, not a curated record